AUGACAUCAUCAAUUUCCAUUGCCCCGAACAGUGAAGCCUGCGAAUUAUCUGCAGCUUGCAAUUUUAAUGAAAAAGAUUAUCGCAGUGGGAACUGUAAACCUGGAUUAGCUCAAGUUGCAUACAGGGAAGGAGAUGACGAUGAUGACGGUGGUUAUGACUAUGCUCCCGCUGCAUAA
This is a messenger RNA of Lathyrus sativus (Indian pea), 177 nucleotides long. Lineage: Eukaryota; Viridiplantae; Streptophyta; Magnoliopsida; Fabales; Fabaceae. The record is from the annotation of a GenBank genome assembly.